Messenger RNA from Andrographis paniculata, 1641 nucleotides. RefSeq lists its product as uncharacterized. Gene Ontology annotation, molecular function: protein binding. NCBI's taxonomy places the organism in Eukaryota, Viridiplantae, Streptophyta, Magnoliopsida, Lamiales, Acanthaceae. The record is from RefSeq and is a predicted model, not a curated record. The transcript is spliced from 7 exons. Bases 1 to 1641 code for a protein of 546 amino acids.
AUGUCGAAAGAAGUGGAGCAAUUUGUCAAAUACAGAAACGGGGGUGACCAAACCCCAUAUACGUUGUUUGCGUCUGUCGUCCAAGCAAGGAGUUCUUCGAGAAAUCAGAAGGAAAUUGAGAGGAAUCCUUAUCUGUUCUCGGUCGACGUGGAUUGCCGGUGGGUAACGUGCGCAGCGGCGGCGAGAGUCGGUGGACGGAAAAGCAGACGCAAUGCCUCUAUGCGCAAGAGUUCAACCCCUCGUUUGAUACUGAGCGUACACGUGGACGGUAGGAUGGGCGCUGACGUUGCAGUGGGCCCACCUGAAGAGUGGAACACGUGGGAGGAGCUUGUACUGGGAGGCGCUGUGUUGAGGCACGGUACCCAAGACUGGAACACCGUCGCUGAGGAGCUCCGAACCCGUUCCCACCGCCCUCAAUCCUUUACUCCUGAGGUUCGAUUCCUCUCCUCUGUUUGUAAGGCCAAGUAUGAGUACCUGCAAAAGCAUUACUCUGGUGGUUCCAAGUCUUGGUUUGAAGAGCUAAGGAAGAGACGAGUGGAAGAGUUGAAGCGAGAAUUGGCAAUAUCAGAAGAUUCAAUAGGGUCUCUUGAGUUGAAAAUUAAAUCACUCGAGGCAGAUAAACGAGCUUCCAGCCAGGACCAUUCCCAUCUGAUCAAGAAUGCGUCGCCUUUCCCUGUGCUCAAUUCAGGUGAAGCCGUGGAGUCCUCAGGCAAAGAGACAACAAACGACGAAAGCUCUGCAGGAAGCUUCACCAAAGGAACCUGCAAUCACUCAAAAAGGAUUUCAGCCGCAACGACCGAGCAGGACAAGGACACGAUCAUCGAAAAGCUAGCAGAGUAUGUCGGUGGACACGGGCCGGUAACCCUUAAGAAGAGACGAGGCCCGAGAAAGCGGAAGGGUUGUAAUCCAUUAGCCAAAGAACCGAGUAUCGGAGAGAGUGACAAUGUCGGUUCUUCAAACAUUGCAUCCAUUGUCGACUGCGAUCCAACAGCUAAAAACUCCUCCGUGACCAAUCCCACCGAAAUUCCAGAAAAGCGACACACUGUGAUGAAAAUAUUCGAAUGUUUCGCGCAGAGUCAGCCUGCAUCCAUAUUCAGCCAUCGACUCGACAGUCAGAAGCGAACAAGGUACCGGAAGCUCAUCAUGCAGCACGUCGACAUGAGCACAAUAAGAUCAAGAAUAAUCCGGCAGUCGAUCAAGACGGCUGCAGAACUUUUCCGCGACCUGCUCCUGCUAGCCAACAACGCCCUCGUGUUCUACUCGAGACAGACCAAGGAGUACAGGUCAGCAUUGUCUCUGAGACACUUGGUCAGCCAAGAAUACAAGAAGCACUAUUACGACGGCGGCGGCAGAUCUUGCAAAGAAGCUGCGUCGCCGUCCUUCCCGCCUCUAAACCGUCCCGUGAAGCCGCGGAGUGUUCGCCCUCGACCCCCACCCCGACCCCGACCGGAGAAACUCUCCGGUCCCGACAAGGUAGCUAAUGAUAAAGGUAAGAAUGAUGAUGAAGAUCCUGAAGACACUGUAUUGCUAUCUUCCUUGUUGAAAGCUAAGAAAGGUGUCAAGAGGAGGCUUGUAAAGUUAAAUUCUGAAUUGGCUGACAAUACUGCUGUCAAAGUCAAAAAACAUAGUAAACAAAAAUAG